AUGACGGGUCCUUUCACCAAUUUUCUCUAUCACUUCAAUAGAUUGUACAUUGACACUUCUGGUUUGGUUUUUGGAACCCUUUUUGAUCCCACAAGGGACCUAGUUCUCAUUACAGGAGGAGGUUCAGGAUUAGGUAAAGAAUUAACCUCCAAAUUCCGAUCACAAGGUGCCAGGGUGGUUGUUUUUGAUCUUGAUAUUCCGACAACGGACUCGAAAAAUUAUGUAGAAGGUGUCAUCUAUAUUGCUUGUGAUGUUAGUGACAGAGAGGUUGUCUUACAGAAAGCUCAAUAUGUCACAGAAAAUAUUGGUGUUGUGUCAUUACUAAUCAAUAAUGCAGGUAUCACCAUGGGAAAAACUGUACUGGACCUCUCAUUUGAUGAAAUUGAAAAGACUCUACAGGUCAAUUUACUUUCCAGUUUCUACACAAUUAAAGCCUUCAUGCCAGGCAUGAUGAAAAAUAAGCGCGGAUAUAUCGUCACUGUCGCCUCUACUCUAGGUUAUCUUUCACCGGCCAGAUUGAGUGCCUAUGGUGCCUCUAAAUCUGGAUUGAUUGCAUUACAUGAAUCCCUAACUUAUGAGCUUGGCCCUCCGGCUUUUAAUACCACAGGUGUUAAGACCUUACUUGUCUGUCCAGGUCAGUUGAGGACAGGUAUGUUCAAUGGAGUUCGUACUCCAUCUACCUUACUUGCUCCUGAAUUAGAUCCAAAGGAAGUGGCAUAUACUAUUUACCGAGCUGUCAAAUUAGGUAAAAGAGGAGAAAUCAAGUUGCCUCUGUACGGGAGACUCAUUCCUCUGGUGCGGCUUGUUCCUUGGCCCUUAGCAGAGUUGGUAAGGUAUUUUUCAGGGAUGGACGAAAGCAUGAAGAAAUUUGUUGGUAAUGCUGCCUCUCUAGGCGAAAAAUCUGCAACUAUUUUCAAUGAAGCAGCCUCUAUCAUCAGUAACAUGACACCCAAGUUAGGGAGUAGUGAAGCUGCCCAAGUGGAACUCACCGAAAAUCGCGAAUUGCCUAAUCCAGAUAAUACCUGA
This is a messenger RNA of Brettanomyces nanus, 1026 nucleotides long. RefSeq lists its product as uncharacterized. The transcript has a single exon. NCBI's taxonomy places the organism in Eukaryota, Fungi, Ascomycota, Pichiomycetes, Pichiales, Pichiaceae. Gene Ontology annotation, molecular function: oxidoreductase activity, acting on the CH-OH group of donors, NAD or NADP as acceptor. Bases 1 to 1026 code for a protein of 341 amino acids. The record is from RefSeq and is a predicted model, not a curated record.